AUGGCAGGAAAAGUGAAAAUGGAUUUAGUGCAUCAAAACGCAAUUCACGUUGAGACGAUCCGGAAAGAGCAAAGACACCAGAAACUCCACACGGAGUUCAGCAUCAACCCACACAGGAAAUUACAUUUCCUGACAGACAAACCCAUGUCUAGGAAAACAACAGAAGUGAUUGCAGAGAACUCGGACUUCAUCAAGGCCUUCCACAAGGCCCGCCAGGAACCCACCAAGAAGUAUGCGAUGCCACAGACUGAGAGUCACGAGAUAGGAUGGGUGUCAACUCCGCUGAUCCCAUCAACCCGCAUUGACAAGCGAUACAAUUUCUUCAGAUUCAGCACGGACAUCACCAGACACAAGGAAUCUGCCCUGCGUUCUUCAAAUUAGACACAAGACAGCAAUAAUGUAAAUCUGUAAAAACAAUGAG
Molecule: messenger RNA, 421 nt
Organism: Cottoperca gobio
Lineage: Eukaryota; Metazoa; Chordata; Actinopteri; Perciformes; Bovichtidae
Gene: cfap144
Product: cilia and flagella associated protein 144
Exons: 4
Coding region: 1-381 (126 amino acids)
Cellular component (GO): ciliary base
Source: RefSeq, a predicted model, not a curated record